AUGCAGGGCGCUUCGGGGGCCCUGCUGCCGGCAUUGGGAGAUGCGCUCUGGACUGUGGCCGCGGUGGCCGCUCCUCGCGAUCUCCAGCGGCUUGCGCAUGUCUCUCCUGCUGUGAACGUGCUGCUCUCUCCGGUGGCAGAAAGAACAGCGAGGAUCUCGGAGCUGACACGCUCCCUGAACUGCCUGCCUGUGCAGUUCGCCUUCCCCUUGGCCAGCUUGGGCCAAAAAUGGCUUGAGGAGGCCUUGGCGAGGUUCGGCACGUUGAAACUACUGCGCUGGCGCGAGAAGGCAGGUCAGCUCGCAGGCUGGGUCCCCACGGAGGAGGACCGCUGGCCCGCCUUGUCCAGGGAAGCCUUGUUGUGUGCCAUGGCGGCUGUGCGCGCAGCCAAGCCAGAAAACCGACUUCUCUUCGCGGCGGUCCUGAGACUUCAGCAACCGCUGGCGCCGCUGGCGGAGGAAGCGGAGGAGGGAGAGAGGUUGGAAAGGAGAGAGGAGAUUUGGACUGCACCCUUGGCUUUUGAGUGGGCCGAUGGCCCAGCUGCGGACCCUUUGCAGAUGGCUCUGCAGCUUGGCUUCCUCGAGGGCGAAGCGCGACUUAACCUCGAGAUGAUCUCAGGCGGGUGGUCGGAUUGGUCCGAGUGCUGGUCAACACAAGCUGGCACACUCGAAGCUGCCGUGACGGUGGUGGCUAUGCUUCCAAACGAGAGCCACCUCCUUCUGGAAUUUACUGGCAACGGCUCAAUGACGGCUGUUGGACCAACACCUGAUGCAAAGUCGCUCCGGCGACUUCUGGAAAGUGGUAUGCCAGCUGUCGUUUCUCUGGGUAUGCUCCGCUGGGGCAACGAUUGUCCGGCUUGGAGACCCAGGGAACUUCGCCGCAUUGAGAGGAAGCAAUCGGCCAUCGCACCAUCUGCUUUGAGCAGCCAAUCGCGUCAUGCCAUGAUGGACUGCAUCCCCGAGGACAGCCUGGCUGCAGGCUCCUGUCCUCGGGAGCCCCCGGCGCCAUCCGAGGGGGACGCGAGCUCCGAGUUCUCAUCGGCCGCUUCUUUGAGCCGCCAGUGCACUGAGUUCAGCGAUGCUGCAGCGCUGGAGCUCAUGUCGCGGCAGUUCACAGACUUUGCGACAAGGCAGGGCGACUUCUGGGUGCGGAAAUGCACGGAGCCCGUCGUCAGCCAGAGGCCGAAGACCCAGGACCCGAGACAAGGCCAGUUCGGGAGGCAGUCGUCAUGCCCAACUCCGAGUCGCCCUCAGAUGGCCUUUGAUGGCUUUGAGGGCCUGGGCUUGGCGAACCUCGACCAGACCAUCAAUGAGGAGUCGCAGGAGGAGAAGCAGGAGGACGAGAAGGACGACCUGAUAUCCAAAGCGAUCUGUGCAGCGGUGGCCGAGUGCGACUUCAGUGUCGCAAUCGCGGACCCUACUGGUCUGGACUUCGAGCUCAUCGCGGUCUCCGAGGAGUUUCACCGACUCACCGGCUAUUCACCAGAGGAGUCGGUCGGUGAGAAUUGCCGUUUCCUCAACUCUGGCUGUCCGAACGAUGCUGGGGCGGCGCUGCGCCUGGCUUGCGAGACCGGGGCGCCCUUCACCUCCAUCCUCGUCAACCGACGCAAAUCAGGUGAGUUCUUUCUCAACCUCCUCUCAAUGCGUGGCCUCGUCCUUGCGACUGAUAGUGCCACCGGUGAGGACAUUUGGAUCCUUGUCUCUGUGCAGCGCGACGUGUCGCUGCUACCCGCUGUGGACUUGCCGAGCAAUGACGCAUUCAUGCUCAAGGUAGCGAAUCGCAUUACUCGGCGACUGUACAAGUAUGCCACAGAGCUGGGCCGCCUGGCAUGCACAGACCGGCUACCCGUAGCGGCUACCCUGUUCAUGGCAUCUCAUGGUGUGGGAGCUGAGGUCGGGAGGCCACCCUCGCUGUUGGUCAGAUCGCAGAAGACGGAUACGGCCCAGACCAUGAUCCAGAUGCCAAAGGUGACAUGGCCGGAGGCUCUUGGGCAAGUGUCCGAGAUCCAGGCUGCGAAGCUCCGCGUGCGGGUGAUCAAUUACAACUCAGUGGUGAAAGCCUUCGCUUCCGACGCGCUCUGGCGGCAGGCCCUGUCCUUGGCGGUGCAGCUGCUUCAGAAGAGCAUUGGGUGGAGUGUGAUCACUUGCAACACUGCUGGCAACAGUUGUGGACGAGCGCAGCAAUGGCAUUUUGCAGCACUGGCCCUUUCGGGUCUGGCUCACAAGAGCCUGCAGCAGAGUAUAAGUUCUUGCAACACGGCCCUUCAAGUGCAAAGCUUGGGCAUGAAGUGGCAGCAGGCUGUCAACACGCUGGAAGGCCUUCUUCAGGGGGCCAUGGCUGCAGAGCCCCAGACUCUGAACACCGUGAUCCGUGCUUGCAGCACCAAGGGGGGUGAUGCUUGGGAGCUUGCGCUGAGUCUUCUCAGAAAGAGAGUCUCGCCCCUUCCCGAAGACUAUGCCGAUGUAUUUACGUACACCAACUGUUUGGCAUGUCUGAGGGGAGAGACCUGGGUGCACUCGGCCAGUCUUUUGCAUAAGAUGCGUGCUGCCUCAGUUCGAGGAAACCUGGUGUGCCAAGGGGCAGUCGUCACGUCGAUGGAGCAUGGGGGACACUGGCAGAGAGCCUUGCAAUUAAUCGAAAAGGCUAACCGCAUCGUCUUCAAUGCGGCCAUAAGUGCCUGUGCGAAAGCGGCGGAGUGGCAGCGCAGCUUGGACCUGCUUGUGGAAUUGAAUGCUCGGCGGCUACAGAAGGACGUGAUCACUUGCAAUGCAACCGUGGCAGCCUGCGUCCGAGGCAGGCAGUGGCAGCUUGCUUUGAGGCUUUUGCAAGCUGUUUGGCAGGAAGGGCUGCGUGCGAAUGCUGUGAGCUACACCUUGGCAGUGGGCGCUUGCAGCGGUGGCUCGCAGUGGGAGCAGGCAUUGGUCCAGCUGGCUGUAGGCCAAGCUGCAGUCGACGAUGAAGUCAUGCGCAUGGCGGGCAUCGAUGCAAAUUCUCGCGGCGAAGAGUGGCAGAAGGCUUUCUGCCUGCUGGGCCCCGGCGAUGCCGCGCUCGCGGCGGUGCUGCUACAGAAGAUCGAAGCCCACGGCUUCCAGUGCAACCUGAUCACCUGGAAUGCAGCGAUCACGGCCUGUGGGGACCAAUGGGAAGCCGCUCUUGAUUUUCUCAGCCGUCUUGAAAGAAGCGGGUGUCUAGCAAACGCGAUUACAUACGCAGAGACGGUGAGGCAGGGUCCGCUCGAUGCGCUUAAGUUCCUUCCAGCUGACUUUCUUUACCUGCGUGGUGCUCCGCUGGAGAGCGAAGAGCCUAAGGAUGGCGAUGGCGAGCUGGUGGAGCACCAGCCGGGGCCAAAUGUAUCCGGGAACUCGUCGCCGCACUGGCCAACGGUCCUUGCGGGCUCCUCCUUUGCGGCGCUCAUGCUGCUCCUACUUUGCCGACACAUGCGACGAAGUGUGCAUCGGUAA
This is a messenger RNA of Symbiodinium sp. CCMP2456, 3459 nucleotides long. Lineage: Eukaryota; Dinophyceae; Suessiales; Symbiodiniaceae. The record is from the annotation of a GenBank genome assembly.